AUGGCUCAGAGUAUAGGAAGUUUGGCUAAUAUUUAUAUAAGGCCAAAUGACAAUUUGCCAGUCUACAGUAUCGAUAUACCGUUGGAGCAUUAUACUUUGUCCGAUGAAGUCAAAUCAUCCUUUGACCCCGAAGAUAAGUUCAAGAGACAAGUUACAGUAGUUGGCGGUUUUCUUGAGAUUGACAACGUUGUACAUAAACUGAACUACCGAAUUCAUCAAUCUUUGGACUCUUUUGAGCUGGUCCCUAUCACACUAAAUCAAACAAUUACUAAUUACGAUUUUCAGGCUCUAAGAUUUCAACUUCCUCAAGAUAUCACAAUACAAGAAAAAUGCUUUAGUAUUCAAUACGGUGGAGGUGAAAUAUUGGUGGAUUUCCUCUCCAGCAAGAACACCAUAAUUUCAUUGAAUAUAUCGCUCCAAAAUUUCAUAAAAGACAAGUCUGAACUCACGUCGUUGAACUUCCACACAUGGGGGUUUAUAUCUGCACCAUACUCAUUCGAAGUAAGGAAUCCAUUUCUUCUACGACCUUUGACUGAAAAUGAAUUGAUUUUGUCAUUGAAAGAUGGGGGUCUACUACAGCUUUCAAGGUCCAAAGAGCUUAAAACAUUUCACGUUACUAUCUUCAAUGAUACAUCGUAUCUUGACUCAUUAAAACUGAAGCUUUUUAGAAGGGGUAAGUUUUGGAAUGAAAAUCUGUCACCAAAGGCCAUAAUAUCCAUUUUACCCUUGACAGAAACUUACUUAGCUACGCUAUCCAUUGAUAAAAUAUUGCGUAUAUGGAACCUGAACACAAGAGGUGUUGUACUUGAGAGGAGUUUGUCGAACGAACUUCCUGACUCACUAGCAAAGGAUUAUUUGGACAGCAGCGUCGCAAACCUACUGCAAAAGAAAUUUUUUGGUAACACAGUAUAUCUUUCAGUUUCACUCCCUCUUUCAGAGAAUAUCAUAAUACUCUAUUCAGUCACAUUGAGUGACGAUACUGUUUCUUUAUCAAAUUUAGAAAACCAUGAAAUUUUGCCCAUCAAGCCAGAUACAGGAAAUCUCUGGCUACUUCAAGAUUAUGCAUUUCUGAUCACUGGUGCCACAUCUGCUAAGUUUUGGUUUUUAUGGAGAUCUAAUAGCUUCAGUGUAAUCCACCAGUAUGAUUUUAGUCUUGAUAAUGGGGAGUUAUCAAUCAAAAGUGCCCUUGAUUUGACGACGCCUAAAAGCUCCAUUAAGGAAGACUUCAACGGAAAAGUUGAUCAAAUCGACGCGCACUAUGUCACAAGAAUUUUCAAUCUCUAUGACCUAGCAAUUAUUUCAACAGUGUAUGAGAUAUUCGAACGACUUUAUUACGUUGACAAUUUUGUUUUUGAAAAAGAGCUUGCUAAAAGUUCCACAUAUUCUCUAAAGGACCGGAUUGUUAACUUGUUGCAUAGUCAUCUCACUAGCAAGGACAAUAACUUGUAUGAUCUCGGUAGUCAAUGGGUAAAAUUUGAGACUACUUGCAAGGAGCUAUGGGACACUAACAAUGAAUCACUGUCUAUCAACUUAGAUUUAGAAAACAACCUGCUUUAUGUUUUGAAUGGUUUGAAUUACUCUAUUGUUCGAGACGCUACAAUUUUUGAACUAAUACUAUCUGCCAAUCCUAUUACAAGUUCACAGAACAUUACUAAAACCAGUAUUGAGGAUCUAAAUCAGCUAUCAGCUUUGCUUAGUGACUACAGUUCUAGUUUUCCCCAAUCAGUACUGUCUGAAGUGGCUGAAAAAUUAUUGACUAUAUCAGACAAUGAAAGAAACAAGACAACAUUGGUGAUGAACGAGCUAUUUCAGAAAUAUCUGCAGUCAUACAUUUCUAAGCAGCAAAUCACAGAACUCUUAUCAGGACUGAGCAGCAUCGAACAUGUCAUAGAAUCGGUAGAGUUUUUGAUUUCGUAUCCAGAAUCUUCGUAUGAUUUUGAAGAAUAUAGUGAAUCUUCAGUUUCCAGACGAACUGAAUGGGGUGAAGAGAUUUUAUUCAGGGAAUUUCAAUCCAGGGCUCUGGUCCAUAAAGUAGUUUUUUUGAAUCUCAUUCUGGUCAUGAUUACGGUCGAUAAUUCAAAUGAGAUAAUUGUCACAUUGUUUGAAAAACUUUUAAAAAGCUUCAAACACAAUCAACUGGUACUUGAAGCAAUGAAAAGAACUUCUGAAAAACCUCCAAUAUUUGCCUCAAUCUUCAAAUUUUUAUUUCCUAAACCUCACAAUAUCAAUGGAAAUAGUAUUGCAUCAUUGUUUUCCCGAUUGCUCAAAGAGGUAGCGGAUGGUUCUUUUAUAAAAGCUACCGUAUCUCAUUUACUAAACCAGAAUGACUACACGUUGCUAGGUCCUGAAUUGAUGGUUCAUCUGCAGAAGGCUACGCCUGUCGAUGUUUUUUUAAGAGCAAUGGUAGCGAUUGAUGUCAAACCUGAAGAUGCUAAGGAAAUUUUUCAAAGAAAUGAUACAUUAAUAUCCAAACAUACUUUGACCCAACAUGAAUCUUGGCUCCUAAACCCAAUCGAGCGUCUAACCGUUUUAUUCAAUGUUUCUCUAACCGAGUAUUAUAAUCACCUAACUGAGUUUUUUUCUACUAGACAACUGCACAGUAUUGCACUUUCUAUGGCUUUACGUGCCAUAGAGAGUUCUGCUCCUGGUGAGGAUGAUCAUAUCCAACAAUGGAACUGCUUCACACUUGCACUAUCAGUAGAAAACUAUGAGUUGGCGUACUCUGCAACUCAAAACUUGAAGCCAGAGUUCAGGAAGAAUGCUCUAAAACAGUUUAUCUUGGCUUUAAUGAAGAAUGGGUUGUUGCUCAAAUUCAUCAACUACGACUUUACUGGAAGUCUUGAGCUUAUCAACGAAGUCCUUCAAGAAUUUAUUGACACAACACCGAAUCUGGAGGCCACUUUGAAGUUCCAUAAACUUGCAUAUUCCUGGCGACUGAAGGUCGGUGAUUAUCGUGGAGCAUGCGAGUCGCUGUACCAGUUUAUUGAUAAGCAAAGGAGCAGAGAAACAAGAAUGACAGAGAAUGAGAGCAUUGUUUUGGUGGAAUUCUACCUGAUCAUCAUCAAUCUACUGUUCACCUUUUCUAACGCCGAUGACAGAUGGAUUUUGGCAAAGCAAAAAGCUGGCAACAAAAUACUGACCUUACCAUCCCUACAAGAAGAAUACCAAGAUCUCAUUUCGAGUAUCUCAUAG
This is a messenger RNA of Komagataella phaffii GS115, 3192 nucleotides long. RefSeq lists its product as hypothetical. The record is from RefSeq and is a predicted model, not a curated record. The coding region runs from base 1 to 3192 and encodes 1063 amino acids. Gene Ontology annotation, cellular component: nuclear pore. Gene Ontology annotation, molecular function: structural constituent of nuclear pore. NCBI's taxonomy places the organism in Eukaryota, Fungi, Ascomycota, Pichiomycetes, Pichiales, Pichiaceae. The transcript has a single exon.